Molecule: messenger RNA, 1137 nt
Organism: Meleagris gallopavo (turkey)
Lineage: Eukaryota; Metazoa; Chordata; Aves; Galliformes; Phasianidae
Source: RefSeq, a predicted model, not a curated record
GCCGAGGACCCUAUUUCUCUGCAGGGCCAGUUAGCCAUCCAAAGGGGUAGUCAGUGUACUGGAGGAGGAACAUACAAAAAGUCCUCGACCCUUGGGUCAUCCCACCAUCUCUGUCUCUGAUCACAUUUUGCAAGAGGGUACAUCUGUGAGCUUGGGCUGGGAGGUCAGAGCAGUACUGGAGCAGAAUACCUCACAGGAAGAAUUUGAAACAGGAGUUUGCUCUAGGUGGUGGUGCUCCUGGACGCCCUGAGCUGGGGUCAGCUGGAAGAUGACCGAGUACAAGCUGGUAGUAGUGGGAGCUGGAGGCGUUGGGAAGAGCGCUUUGACAAUACAGCUCAUUCAGAACCAUUUUGUUGAUGAGUACGACCCCACAAUAGAGGAUUCCUACAGAAAGCAAGUCGUCAUCGAUGGAGAGACCUGUUUGCUGGACAUCCUGGAUACGGCAGGACAAGAGGAGUACAGUGCCAUGCGAGACCAGUACAUGAGAACGGGGGAAGGAUUCCUGUGCGUCUUUGCCAUUAACAACACCAAGUCCUUUGAGGACAUCCACCAGUACAGGGAGCAGAUCAAGAGGGUGAAAGACUCAGAUGAUGUUCCCAUGGUGCUGGUGGGAAAUAAAUGUGACCUGCCAGCACGGACAGUGGAGACUCGGCAAGCGCAGGACCUGGCCCGGAGUUAUGGGAUCCCCUACAUAGAAACGUCAGCCAAAACCAGACAGGGCGUUGAAGAUGCCUUCUAUACCUUAGUGCGGGAGAUCCGUCAGCAUAAACUGCGCAAGCUGAACCCACCAGAUGAGAGUGGCCCUGGCUGCAUGAACUGUAAAUGCGUGAUAUCGUGACUGUGCUGACUGGACCCUGACUUGGAGAGGUGUCCGCUGUGCAGAGCACAAGGAAAGAGGUGAUGCGAAGGAAGAAACAAAUGGAUUCAGGGGAGGAGUGGAGGGGGAGGGAGAGAGGAGGAAGAGGACGGGAGGAGUGCCAGCCCCUCCAAGGACUAUCUCGCACUUCACCCAGGCCGGCAGCAGACGACUUUUGGUUCUUUCCCCAUCCCCUCCUCCUUUGGCCUCCUCCCACCCCGGCAACUGUACAAAGCUACAGAUUGAAUCACAGUAAAUUAUUAUUUGAUGGUCUCGACAAA